Molecule: messenger RNA, 2162 nt
Organism: Cephus cinctus (wheat stem sawfly)
Lineage: Eukaryota; Metazoa; Arthropoda; Insecta; Hymenoptera; Cephidae
Exons: 11
Coding region: 221-2143 (640 amino acids)
Source: RefSeq, a predicted model, not a curated record
AUGCAGUCUGGGACCACUUGGCGCCCUCUUGUAAGACAGGAGCCAAUGGGUUCAUGAGAGAAUGAUACUUUUGAAGUUCACCGUAGAGCGACAGAGGGCGCUGACCAUUUUUUUUAGACGAUCGACAGUGCUGCGAGAUUUUUUUGAAAAUCGGCUGACAAUCAAGUCAUUCUGACAGACAAUAAUUUUCAAACUGAUUUUGAGAUUUUUAAUAUAUAUAAUGGGAGAACAGACAGAAGGAGAAGUGGAACGAAAAAAAUUUUUUUUGCUUCAAGACGCUUUUCCGUGCUUGGUCAAGAUUUUGGAAAUUUAUGAUUCGAAGGAGAGGAAGCAAAGUCCGGAUGAAUUUUGUUUAAUGAUUUUUACGAAGACGGUCGAAAGGAAUGUUGGGAAAUGUCAUUUUGACAAUGUUCCCAAGUUAAAGGAAAACUUUGAGAUUCCUCCAGUGACUUUGCAGCAACCGAUUCUCGAUUUAUUUUUCAAUAUUAUUAGACUCGAAGGGUUUUUGAAAAUUGUUGUCAACGAAUUUUACGAACUUAAAAACAGUUAUAGGAUUAAUGAUUUUUGGCUGAUUACUGCACUUCUGUACGUUCUCGUCUACAGAUCGUCCAAUGUGGAAGUCAAUGAUGCUGUUGAAUUUAUUAAUAUCAUUGAUCCAUCUAAAAUGAUCAAUUUACUCUCGUAUCUUACUAACCCUGAAACACAAAAUCUUAUUUUCGUCGCCGGCUGUACCAUUUUCGAUAUCGAAUUUGUUCGCGAAAAACUUUUCGAACCAUUUCGAAAAUCUAAAAAAUUUCUACAAGAUUUAAAAUGUGCACUGAGAAAAAAACGGCAGGAUGCAAAAGCAAAAAAGGAAUUAACCGUCCCGAUGGAAAUGAAUGUAUUGAAUCGUCCAAAAGCAAUGCCACGAGUGCCAUGCUGUACGCCAGAGAAUCCCACGAAAAGAGACGCAGCUCGGCCAGUACCAAAAUCCACGUACACGUCAACGACAAUAGAAGAAAAAUUAACGAAAUUGCGAAAGGAAAACAAAAUUCGUGCCACAAGUUUAUUACAAAAUGCGGAAUUAAAUGCGCCAAAUUGUUUACGUCGUGAGAAAAUCGAUAUUUCCAAAAUAGCAGAGAAAAUCGAAUCCGAGCGACGGAAAUCGAUGCCCCAAAAACCAGUAUCAAGAACCUCACCGAAUUUCAAACCAGUGGAAAUUAGACAAAAUGCAACAACGAUAUUGCGCGAGGGUGCUCGAAUAGCACAAACGGAAAUGAAGGAAGUUCAAAGGAUAAAAGAUCUCGUGCAAGGAGCUUUCGAUCCAGCGGAAGUUUCAAGAAUCGAAAGUGAAAUGCGCGCUCAGGCGGAAGAUGAAAGAAUGCGAAAAAUCAUAGAAAAUCGUUUAUCGGGUCUUUUGAGCCACGAAGAGGCGCUGAUAGCGAAGCAAAAUCUUCUGAAUGAAAUAAAGACACAAGCAUUUCGUGUGCGCCGCGAGAGAGAAUCGCUCAAUGCGAAAUUGGAAAUUUGGCGCGUGAGGGAGUUCAAGAAAAUACGUGAAACUGUGGAAAAAUCUCACGACAUAGAACAAGCGUCGCGAGAAGCACAAAUGUAUAUGAUCGAAGAAAAAAGGCAGAAAGCCGCGGAAGUUACGGAGGAGUCGAGAAAAUUGCGAGUGGAGCUUUGCAAACGAAAGGAAGAAGAUCUCAAUAGGAAGAUUCGAUUGAUCCAAGAGAUCAAGGCUCUUCAGUCGUUGCAAUCGAUUAAUCAAUUGAACAAAAUCAAGGAUUUCGAUCCGACGUGCACGAGCGGACUGGGUUUGCUUUGCGAAAUGUCAUUGGCGGAAUUGAAGGAGAGACUCUUCAUCACCAAAAUGAAGAUCCAGGAAGAUCUGGAGGAUCGUAAGAGAUCUAUAAGGGAGCAGCGACAGAAGCAAAAAGAUUUAAUAAGAUUCACACAGAGAACGAUCCAGGAAUACAAAACCAACAAAGACGUUAGCACACCCAUGAGAAAUGCAGCUUCUAGAAAAACAGUCAGGGACUUGCGAUCGGCAAAGAUCGAGGAAUUGCGAAGUAAAUUGGAAGAGAGAAGAAAUUACCGACUGAGCAGACGUUUCAUUCAUAAUCCUUUAUCUUCGCAAAAAUUUGUCAUUGUUCCUCCGUGAUUGGAGUUACGGGUUACCU